CCGCGGUCUUCACAUCUACAACUCCGUCAACUCACGCAUCACCCAUCAUCACGCGCGUCGGAAAUCGCGCCCCUGGACCGCACGCUCAUUUCCGACUUGAAUCACGACACGACACGACCGCGAAUUUCCCUUCAGUUCAUCGACGCUUCUGAAGGUGGCAGCGAUUAGGAGGAUCCGUGGAACCUUCUCCUGGGCCGCUGGCCGGGGACUGGCGUGGUCAAGAACGCCAUCGUAGGACGACCGUUACCGACUUCUUGCAUCUCGAAAAGCGUUUCGCGCGAUAGAUUCUCGCUUCCCGAUUUUUCUGCGCCUUGCUUGCGACGCCUGCGCAUCGAUUAUCGGUCGUUGCCCUUUUUUUCUCGACCUACCUCACCUUGUGAAAACCCGUCGACACUUUCCUCACCAAACACCACGAAAACAACCUCAACAUGGCGAACCUUUACUUUACGCACUCGAGUGCGCCGAUCAAGACGGUCGAGGAGAUUCAGUUUGGCCUUAUGGCUCCCGAGGAGAUCAAGAAUAUGAGUGUCUGCCACUGUGUCUACCCCGAAACCAUGGACGAGACUCGGACGAAGCCUCGUGAUGGCGGUCUGAAUGACCCGCUUCUCGGUUCCAUCGAUCGGCAGUUCAAGUGCAAGACCUGCUCCCAGGCGAUGGGCGAAUGUCCAGGUCAUUUUGGCCACAUCGAGCUGGCUAAGCCCGUCUACCAUCCUGGCUUUAUCAAGAAAGUCAAGAAGGUUCUGGAGAUUGUCUGCCAUAAUUGCAGCAAGGUCUUGGCCGAUAGAAGCGAUCCUGAAUUUCUCCAAGCUGUGAACACAAGAGACCCCAAGGUUCGCUUCAACCGCGUCUGGAAUAUCUGCAAGAAGAAGACUCGUUGCGAAAAUGAAGUCAAGGAACAGAAGCCUGAUGAUGGAGAGUACGGCCUGAACAUGAAGCAGGCUCCUGUCAACCACGGUGGCUGUGGCAACAUUCAGCCUAGGGUGCGGCACAAAGCCUUGCAGCUGAUUGCAAAGUUCGAGGCCCAAGGCGAGGAUGGCGUUAAGAAGAAGGAAGAGCCCCCCAUCACCCCGGAGAUGGCUCAUAACAUUCUGCGCCGCAUCAGCGACGACGACCUGAGAGACAUGGGCCUCAAUCUCGAGUACGCCCGUCCAGAGUGGAUGAUUGUUACCGUCCUUCCCGUCCCGCCUCCACCCGUACGGCCCAGUAUUUCCAUGGACGGUACUGGUCAAGGGCUGAGGAAUGAAGAUGAUUUGACAUACAAACUGGGCGAUAUCAUCCGAGCCAACAGCAACGUCAAGCAAGCCAUUCGCGAAGGCUCACCUGCUCACAUCGCCCAAGAUUUCGAGCAGCUGCUGCAGUAUCAUGUCGCCACUUACAUGGAUAAUGAUAUUGCUGGGCAGCCUCGCGCUUUGCAGAAGAGUGGCCGCCCAGUGAAGGCCAUCCGUGCCCGCCUCAAGGGAAAGGAGGGUCGCCUUCGCGGUAACUUGAUGGGAAAGCGUGUCGACUUCUCAGCACGUACUGUCAUCACUGGUGACGCCAACCUUUCCCUCGAUGAGGUUGGUGUGCCCCGAAGCAUCGCAAGAACGUUGACCUAUCCCGAGACGGUCACUCCUUACAACAUUGGAAGAUUGCACGAGCUGGUACAGAAUGGUCCGAACGAGCACCCAGGUGCUAAAUACGUCAUCCGCACCGACGGUACGAGGAUUGACCUUCGUCACCACCGCCGUGCCGGACAAAUUUCUCUCGAGUACGGCUGGAAGGUUGAGCGUCACUUGAUCACUGGCGAUUAUAUCAUCUUCAACCGCCAGCCAUCUCUUCACAAGGAGUCCAUGAUGGGUCACAGAGUCCGCGUUAUGCCUUACUCGACUUUCCGUCUCAACCUGUCCGUCACGUCGCCGUACAAUGCCGAUUUCGACGGUGACGAAAUGAAUCUUCACGUCCCUCAAAGCGAAGAGACUAGAGCUGAGGUCAAGGAGCUCUGCCUGGUUCCCAUCAACAUUGUUUCUCCGCAAAGAAACGGCCCUCUAAUGGGUAUCGUGCAGGACACCCUUGCCGGCGCCUACAAGCUUUGCCGUCGUGAUGUGUUCCUCAACAAGGAGCAGGUUAUGAACAUCAUGUUGUGGGUUCCAAACUGGGAUGGUAUCAUUCCCCCGCCAGCCAUCGUGCGGCCCAGACCAAGAUGGACGGGCAAGCAGAUCAUGAGCAUGGCAGUUCCCAAUAUUGUCAGCUUGCACAGCGCUCCGGACUCGAAGGAGGAUAACCCUCUUAAGGACGAGGGUCUCCUCAUUCAGUCGGGGCAGAUCAUGUACGGUUUGCUCUCCAAGAAGAACAUUGGUGCCGCCAGUGGUGGUAUCGUCCACAUCGUAUACAACGAGCACGGGCCAGAGGCGGCUAUGAAGUUCCUUAACGGGGUUCAGCAAACCGUCAACUACUGGCUUCUACACAACGGUUUCAGUAUCGGUAUUGGUGAUACGAUUCCCGAUAAGGUUACCAUUGAGAAGGUGCAGGUGCACAUUGACGAGCACAAGGCUGAGGUCGAGGAGUUCACAAGACAAGCUACUGCUAACGAGCUGGAGCCUCUGCCUGGUAUGAACAUUCGUGAGACCUUCGAGAGCAAGGUUUCCAAGGCUCUUAACACAGCCCGUGACAAGGCCGGUACUACUACACAGAAGAGUUUGAAGGAUUUGAACAACGCUGUCACCAUGGCCUCGUCUGGUUCCAAGGGGUCAUCCAUCAACAUUUCCCAAAUGACUGCCCUCGUCGGACAGCAGAUCGUCGAGGGUAAGCGUAUUCCCUUCGGCUUCAAGUACCGCACGCUCCCCCAUUUCACCAAGGACGACUACUCUCCCGAGGCUCGCGGUUUCGUCGAGAACUCCUACCUCCGUGGUCUUACGCCGAGUGAAUUCUUCUUCCACGCCAUGGCUGGUAGAGAGGGUUUGAUCGAUACUGCUGUCAAGACUGCCGAAACCGGUUACAUCCAGCGUCGUCUCGUCAAAGCGCUUGAGGACGUCAGCGCCAAGUAUGACGGUACCGUCAGAAACUCUCUUGGCGAUAUUCUGCAGUUCCUGUAUGGUGAAGACGGCCUGGACGCCAUCUACAUCGAGAAGCAACGCAUGGAUCACCUCAACAUGUCCAACAAAAAGUUCGCCGACCGUUUCCGGCUCGAUGUCAUGGCCGAGAACAGACCUGAAGAGCUUGAGUGGCUUGAGUACGGCAACGAAAUCGCGGGCGACCCGGCGGUUCAGCAGCUCUUGGACGAAGAAUUUGAGGCACUCACCGCCGACCGCAAGCAGGUUCGCCAGAUCAACUUCAAGAGGAAGGAUGAUGAAUCGAUGCAGCUUCCAUUGAACAUCGUUCGUCUCAUGGAAACCUCCAAGAAGCUCUUCGCUGUCGAGGAUUUCCAGAGAAGCGACUUGCGUCCACAAGACGUUAUUCCGGCGGUUCAGGCCAUGCUGAACAGAAUGACCAUCGUCCGUGGCAACGAUGACAUCUCCAAGGAGGCUGACCGCAGCGCCACGAUCCUCUUCAAAGCACAGAUUCGCUCACGCCUUGCCUUCAAGCGCAUUGCUUGCCAGCAGCGCCUGAACAAGAUGGCUUUCGAGCACGUCCUAGGAGAGUUGGAGGCUCGGUGGGACCGAGCCUUUGUCAGUCCUGGUGAAAUGGUUGGUGUUAUCGCGGCCCAGUCUAUCGGUGAGCCUGCCACGCAGAUGACGCUGAACACCUUCCAUUUUGCCGGUGUUUCUUCCAAGAACGUGACGCUCGGUGUUCCUCGUCUCAAAGAAAUCCUCAACUUGGCCCAGAACAUCAAAACCCCUUCCAUGGUAGUCUACUUGAGCGGCGAGGACAACGCUAGUCAAGAAGCUGCCAAGGCUCUUCGCAGCACAGUCGAGCACACGACGCUGCGCUCAGUCACCGCGGUCACUGAGAUUUAUUACGACCCUGAGAUUACGUCGACCAACAUCCCUGAUGAUCUGGACAUGGUCGAGUCUUACUACCUCAUUCCCGACGAAUCUCACGACAAGACUGAAGACCAGUCCAGAUGGUUGCUGCGUCUCACUUUAGACCGCCAGAAGCUUCUUGACAAGGAGCUUACAGUCGAAGACGUUGCUAGACGCAUCAAGGAGGAGUACCCCAACGAUCUUGCAGUGAUUUUCAGUGAUAACAACGCUGAAGAGCAAAUCAUUCGUAUCCGCCCCAUGCACGCCGGCAACGACAAGGACGAAGAUGGCGAGAAGAAAAUCGAAGAUGAUGUCAUGCUGAAGAGACUGGAGACUCAUCUGCUCGACACUCUCUCCCUCCGUGGUGUCAAGGGCAUCGAGAGAGCUUUCUUGAACAAGGAGACCAAACUUAUCGAGACCGAUGACGGAGCGUUGUUGGCCGCCAAGGCUGAUGAGCGCUGUUCGGAGUGGUACUUGGACACAUCCGGAACUGCUCUUCGCCAGGUCUUGGCCGUCGACGGCGUCGAUUCCAACCGUACCUACACCAACCACUUGUGGCAGAUUGUUGAAGUUUUCGGUAUCGAGGCGGCCAGAGCGGCUCUGGUCCGUGAGUUGACCCAAGUGCUUGCCUUUGACGGUUCCUACGUCAAUCACAGACAUCUUGCUCUUCUUUGCGAUGUCAUGACCUACAGGGGUACGAUCUCUGCUGUAACUCGUCACGGUAUCAACCGUGCCGACACCGGUGCCCUCAUGCGUUGUUCCUUCGAAGAGACUGUCGAAAUUCUCCUCGAGGCUGCAGCCGUGGGCGAAUUGGACGACUGCCGCGGCAUCUCCGAGAACGUCAUGCUUGGUCAGAUGGCACCCAUGGGUACUGGUCACUUUGAUGUUCUCCUCGAUCCCAAGAUGCUGGAGACUGUCAUCAGCGACAACUCGCGUAUGGGUCUUAUGCCUGGCAUGCCGGUCAAGGGCGGCGAGGCGGGCGGGGCCGCCACUCCUUACGACUCCGGAUCACCCAUGGCCGACUCCGGUUACAUGUCUCUCAGCUCGCCCGCUGCCGGCAACUUCUCUCCCAUUGUUGGCGCGGGCUCCGAUUCUCCCACCGGCUUUAACACCGAUUACAAUGGUUUUGCUGGCAUCGGCUCCGUCGGCCAUUACCCGGGCGCCAGCCCGGGACGGCCGACUAGCCCCUUCAGCACGUCUCCAACCUCGCCUUUCCAGAGUGGGUACGGCGGAUACUCACCAUCGUCGCCUAACGCUGGCUACUCUCCGACUUCGCCCCUCAUCGACGGUGCUGCUGGCCGUUACGGUGCCACUUCGCCCCAGUUCAGCCCUUCGUCGCCGUCCUUCUCGCCGACGUCGCCUAUGCUGCGGCCUACCAGCCCCGCGAGCCCCAACUACAGCCCGACGUCGCCGAGCUACUCGCCGGCAUCCCCCUCUUCGCCCAGGCACUACUCGCCGACAUCGCCGGCUCAGUAUGCCUCGCCCACUUCCCCGAGCUAUUCGCCGGCCAGUCCUAACUACAGCCCGGCAUCUCCCAACCUUCACGGGGCUGGCCCAACGUCGCCGUCGUACUCUCCUGCGUCACCGACAUGGUCUCCAACUUCACCGGCUCAGUACUCCCCUACGAGUCCGAGCUUCCAGCAGACUCCAGGAGCGCAGCAGUCGCCGACCAGCCCCAGCUACUCACCAACAUCGCCUUCCUGGUCUCCCCGAACUCCCGGGCCGGGCGGUUCUGGCAACUGAUAGUGCGUCGACUUACGAUGAUGCAACCAAUCGCGUCCUCAGUUCGCCACUUUGUCUCACUUUCCUAAUACGCCGACUAAUGAUUAUACGGCUUAACUGGUUCUGGUCGAUUGGAAUAUCGCAUCUCAUCACAGACGCAGGCUGUCACUGAGAUUUUCUCUUUUCUUUCAUUCGUGUGGAGGCCACGGUAUAUGCAUCAUAGAAGUGCUCUCAGAGACAACACAACACGCAACGAGAUGGCUUAGAUGUUUCGGUACUGGGGACGCCGGGCAGACAGCAACACACCCUUCAUACACACCCCAAAAUCAACAUGGAAAAAAAAGAUGAAAAAAACUCUCGAAAGAAGCAAAAAGGCUCGUGGUGGUUUCUGUAAAAAGCUGACUUUUGUACAAUAAGGCGAUCGGGGUGAGGGAGGAUUCGGGAAGGAGAGGAAGCACGCUAGGGGGGUUCGUUGGACUCUUCGGACGCGGUUUGAUGUGUGAAGGAAAUGGAAACGAGGCAGAAGAACCCAUACCCCACCACCAAGGGUUAAAUCUGAGACGAAGGGGACACAAAACACAGAUUGGAAUUUUCUCGAGAUGAGGAGAUAGUUAGUCUCUCAUUCCCCCUUAUAUCCAAUGACCCCUUGAAAUGGACCAGGC
This is a messenger RNA of Colletotrichum destructivum, 6322 nucleotides long. RefSeq names its product DNA-directed RNA polymerase II subunit RPB1. Gene Ontology annotation, biological process: transcription by RNA polymerase II. The coding region runs from base 429 to 5681 and encodes 1750 amino acids. The record is from RefSeq and is a predicted model, not a curated record. NCBI's taxonomy places the organism in Eukaryota, Fungi, Ascomycota, Sordariomycetes, Glomerellales, Glomerellaceae. Gene Ontology annotation, cellular component: RNA polymerase II, core complex. Gene Ontology annotation, molecular function: DNA binding. The transcript has 3 exons.